AGAGAACAGCAUCACAGCAGCGAACCACUGUGAAUCCCCGUUAUGCAGCAGAACCGCUGAUCCAGCCAGAGGCACCAUGGUUGCGGUGGUAAGGCCAGAGUUCUUGCUGCUGUUGCUGUGCUGUUGGGAUUUGAUUGGAGCCAAAGAGGGAAAAUCCACCAAGAAAGGAAAAAAGGGCAAACAAGUCGUCUGUCCAUCCCAGCUAUCCCCAGAAGAUUUGGCCCAGGUUCCUGCUAACUCCACCUCCAACAUCUUGAACCGUCUGAUGGUCAGUUAUGACCCAAGAAUAAGGCCUAACUUCAAAGGUAUCCCAGUAGAAUCCAAGGUCAACAUAUUCAUUAACAGCUUUGGAUCCAUCCAGGAGACCACUAUGGACUACAGGGUGAAUAUAUUUCUUCGUCAGAGGUGGAAUGACCCCCGUCUUCGUCUUCCCACUGAUUUUAAGAGUGACGCUCUGACUGUUGAUCCAAAAAUGUUUCAGUGUUUGUGGAAACCAGAUCUUUUCUUUGCUAAUGAGAAAAAUGCCAACUUCCAUGAUGUCACGCAGGACAAUAUUCUGUUGUUCAUCUUCAGGAAUGGAGACGUCUUGAUCAGUAUGAGGUUGUCUGUGACACUGUCUUGUCCCCUGGAUCUCACGCUUUUCCCCAUGGACACACAGCUCUGUAAGAUGCAACUGGAGAGCUUUGGUUAUACCACCAGUGAUCUAGUGUUCAUGUGGCAGUCUGACCCAGUUCAGAUGGAUGAAAUUGCUCUGCCUCAGUUUGACAUUAAACAAGAAGAUAUUAAAUAUGGAAACUGCACCAAGUACUACCAAGGGACAGGAUACUAUACCUGUGUUGAGGUUAUUUUUACAUUGCGUCGGCAGGUUGGUUUCUAUAUGAUGGGAGUUUAUGCUCCAACUCUGUUAAUCGUCGUUCUAUCCUGGUUAUCAUUCUGGAUAAACCCGGAUGCCUCAGCCGCCAGGGUACCACUGGGUAUUUUAUCAGUGCUCUCACUGUCCAGUGAGAGUAUGUCCUUGGCCUCAGAGCUUCCUAAGGUUUCCUAUGUAAAAGCUAUUGAUAUCUGGCUAAUAGCCUGUCUUCUAUUUGGAUUUUCAUCCCUGGUGGAGUACGCAGUGGUGCAGGUCAUGUUGAACAGUCCAAAGCUGAUUGAGGAGGAGAAAGCCAAAAUGGCCACCAAGGAGAAAGCUCUGAGAGAAAAAGAGGGAAAGAAGACCCCAAAUAAAACUAAUAAUACUGUGAAUGGCACUGGUGGGACACCAAUACAUGUCAGCAGUCUGCAGGUGGUAGAAACUCGCUGUAAGAAAGUUUGUACCUCCAAGUCAGACCUUCGCUCCAAUGACUUCAGUAUUGUGGGAUCUUUACCUCGGGACUUUGAACUCUCCAACUUUGACUGUUACGGUAAACCAAUUGAAGUGACGGGGGCCCUCAAGUCCCAGAGCAAAGCCAACAAGAAACCCCCACCACCCAAACCUGUCAUACCUGCUGCUGCCAAACGCAUUGACCUCUAUGCAAGAGCCCUCUUCCCUUUCUCCUUCCUCUUCUUCAAUGUAGUCUACUGGUCUGUAUACCUGUGAAAGAUAGAUGGGGGGUUAAGUACAGUAGCUUACAAGAGAGGAGAGGACAUCAGAAGAGAAUGAAGUACUUAAGUCCUCCAAUUUUAUUUGUUACCAUGCCACGGCUCUGUCAGUGCUGAGAACAUUAAAACUAAGCUGAACUGAAAUAAGAAACACUAAAUGUAAAUAUUAAAAUAUAUUCUGAUGACAUAUUUACAUCAUCUUGACAUUGCAAAACCAUGUGUGUCUCUCUCUGACAGGCCAGGAUUGCACCUCCACUCUUAAGUCCAGCUGGUCUUCAGACCUUGCCUUGUAGACAUUGUAACUAAUGAAACUAAACCUGCUUGUUGCUGCUGCUGCACCAAUAUCCUUACAUUGUACAUUAUAAAUCUAUGCUCUUUAUUGAAUGAACAAGCCAUUGAGUCAGGGUUAGCAUAGGCUAACCUUAGCCGUGCCAGCAAAUUGACUGAAUUGACUGCUAUAUCUUAUGGUCUCAUUAGAGCUCUCAUUAGAUUCUAUUCAGAACAGUCAAGCUAACUACUAGAGCUUGAAUGUUUACACUACAAUACAAUUAUUCCACUGCUGUAAAGUGGUGAAUAAGAUUUUUACCAAUACACAAGUAUUUAUUGGUCUAUGUGAGUGUAAUACAGCCACAGUGUUUGGUUCCUUAACUCCUUCCCUCUUCUGAGAAUGAGAGCUUCACAGGGAGUGUACCACUCCAAAAUUAACAAAGUAAAUACAGAUUGGAAAACACUAUCAUUUGGAGAGGUGACAAAGAUGAAAAAUUUGGAAGGAUGCAUAACAACCCGCAUAUGUUUUGGUUUUACUUUUAGCGCUCUUUUCAGCCCUGUUGAUGGUGGCUAUAUUACGACAGAAAAUAGUUCCACCAACUUAGAAACCAGAGGGAAACAAAAAUAGGUUGUUAUGCAACCUUCAAAAUGAUUUUUCAACUUUAUGUUACCACUUAAACUUAUGUUGUUUUCUGGCCUAUAUUUGCUUCAUUCAUUUUAGAACAGCACACUCCUGGUGAAGCUCUUGUUCUUGCGAGAGGAAAGGAGUUAAUGGACCAUUUUAAGAACCUCAGCCAGUCAGUUGCUAUAUAUGCUGUAUCUUAAAAUACAUUACUGUGCUUUGAAAUAAACUUAAGGUCGACUAAAAUGUACCUAGCUAUUCUUGGUGACUUCAAGCCAGCUCUGUACAGCACAGACAAGUCUUAUUAUUUUCCACAGAAACAGACAUGAUAUUUCACUUGUAGAUCCAAUCUGUAAACAUGAAGGAAGCAAUUACAUGAAAACAGCCAUGAGAAGAUCCUAGUAAAGCUUUCAUUUUUUUAUAUGCUAACUGAGCCUUUGAUCAUGCUUUCUACUGCAUUAUCAUUCAGUACUUUUAGACAAAACAAUUUAAUUGAAUAUACUAAGUUGCAAGAGUUUAGAGUUGGUUAACUACACUCUAAGUACAGCAUGUGUUAAAUUAGUAUGUUUAAUUAGGACCUGAAAUUAUUUUAUUUCAUUAUUGUUGGGGAGCAAAGGCAGAUUUAAUUUUUCAUUUUGUUUUACAAUGAUUAUAGACAAUAGUGCAAUAUGUUCAUAGUUUCAUUUGUAUUUCAACUAUUUAGUUGUACAAUACCUCUUUAUUAUUAUCAUUAUUGUUUUGUAUGUAAUUAAAGCUCCCCAUUUGUGUACUGUGAACUGUUUGCCCUGAGAGUUAGAUUUUUAUAUGGUUAUUGACUGUUCAAAUGUUUGAAAAUUAGUUCUUUCUUGUAGUUGUGAUUGCUAAUUUCUGGAUUAAUAGGUUAUGUAUUGGCUUUUUUUUUUUUUUUUUUGUCCCUGUCUUUUCCUGUUUUUGUUUUCCAAGGAAACAAUGAGCACGAGUGAAGCAGUUCCCCCCUACUUGACCUAAUGACACACUGUAAAAUCAGAACAAUUUGGAAAUGGUAAAUAUGGUUACUUAAUGUGGGAACACAAACAGACCAUCAGAUUCAUAAUAUAAUAGCUACCUUUUGUUUAUGUGCUGUUCUUCUGCUCUCUGCUGAGCCUUUAUACUAC
Messenger RNA from Myripristis murdjan (pinecone soldierfish), 3600 nucleotides. RefSeq names its product glycine receptor subunit beta-like. Gene Ontology annotation, molecular function: extracellularly glycine-gated chloride channel activity; transmembrane signaling receptor activity. Bases 77 to 1576 code for a protein of 499 amino acids. The transcript has 11 exons. Gene Ontology annotation, biological process: monoatomic ion transmembrane transport; chloride transport. The record is from RefSeq and is a predicted model, not a curated record. Lineage: Eukaryota; Metazoa; Chordata; Actinopteri; Holocentriformes; Holocentridae. Gene Ontology annotation, cellular component: postsynaptic membrane.